CAGGCUGCUGGGGCGAGCUGUCACUGAAUCGACCAAGUUGGAGCGGCGGACAGGGAAGCCAGUGUCUCCAGUUACAACCGAUUGGAGAUCACAUCCGACACUUCUACUGGUUUAACUUAACUCAGGCUGCGCGUCUCUGAAACCUCCGUUGGACUCCAAUACGCACAGAAAGAGCGGAAAAGCUUUGCUUUUUUGGCCAUGGCUGACGUUAGUUCAAACGAGUCGUCCUCCUCCUCGGACGUGGCGAAUCGGUUCGCCCGCAAAGGUGCUUUGAGGCAAAAGAAUGUUUACGAAGUGAAGAACCAUAAAUUUAUAGCUCGAUUCUUCAGGCAGCCGACUUUCUGCAGCCACUGCACCGACUUCAUCUGGGGGUUUGGAAAACAAGGCUUCCAAUGCCAAGUUUGCUGUUUUGUUGUCCACAAGAGGUGCCAUGAGUUUGUGACCUUCUCCUGUCCCGGGGCGGACAAGGGUCCCGACACUGACGACCCCCGGACCAAGCACAAGUUUAAGAUCCACACCUAUGGGAGCCCAACAUUCUGCGACCACUGUGGCUCCCUGCUCUACGGCCUCAUCCACCAGGGCAUGAAAUGUGACACCUGUGACAUGAACGUCCAUAACCAGUGUGUGAUGAACGUUCCCAGCCUUUGUGGGAUGGACUUCACCGAGAGACGCGGCCGCCUGUUCCUCAAGUGUGAAGUCAGCGGGGACAGACUGCAGGUCACAGUGACUGAAGGGAGGAACCUCAUCCCGAUGGACCCCAACGGUCUGUCAGACCCCUACGUGAAGCUCAAGCUCAUCCCGGACCCCAAGAACGAAACCAAACAGAAGACCAAGACCAUCCGCUCCAACCUCAACCCCACUUGGAACGAGACCUUCAACUUCAAACUCAAGCCGACCGAUAAGGACCGCAGGCUGUCUGUGGAGGUGUGGGACUGGGACCGGACCACCAGGAACGACUUCAUGGGGGCUCUGUCAUUCGGCGUGUCUGAGCUCAUCAAGUCACCAGUCUGUGGCUGGUACAAGAUGUUGUGCCAGGAGGAGGGAGAGUACUACAAUGUCCCCAUCUCAGAAGAGGAUGAUGGGAAUGAGGAACUGAGGCUGAAGUUUGAGGCUAAGACCUUUGUGGACGACAAUCAGAAGGCCAAGCUGGGACCACAGAAAAAGGUGAUCACCCCGGACGACGACAACCACUCUGCCUACGUGCCCUCCAGCAACCUGAACCGGGUCAAGCUGGAGGACUUCCACUUCCUGGCGGUGCUGGGGAAAGGCAGCUUCGGCAAGGUAAUGCUGGCGGAGAUGAAGACGUCCCUGGAGCUUUACGCCAUCAAGAUCCUGAAGAAGGACGUGGUGAUCCAGGACGACGACGUGGAGUGCACCAUGGUGGAGAAGAGAGUGCUGGCUCAGCAGGACAAGCCUCCCUUCCUCACCCAGCUCCAUUCCUGCUUCCAGACCGAGGAUCGCCUUUACUUUGUGAUGGAGUUUGUGAAUGGAGGAGAUCUCAUGUACCACAUCCAACAAGUUGGCAAGUUCAAGGAGCCCCAGGCUGUCUUCUACGCAGCAGAGAUCGCUGUGGGCCUCUUCUUCCUGCACAGCAAAGGAGUGAUAUACAGGGACUUGAAGCUGGACAACGUGAUGCUUGAUUGCGAGGGACACAUCAAGAUCGCCGACUUCGGCAUGUGUAAAGAGAACAUGUCUGAGGAGGUCACCACUCGCACCUUCUGUGGCACCCCAGACUACAUAGCACCCGAGAUCAUCGCCUACCAGCCCUACGGCCGCUCAGUGGACUGGUGGGCGUAUGGAGUGCUGCUGUAUGAGAUGCUGGCCGGACAGCCUCCGUUUGAUGGGGAGGAUGAAGACGAGCUGUUCCAGUCGAUCAUGGAGCACAACGUGUCCUACCCCAAAUCCAUGUCCAAGGAGGCUGUCCUCAUCUGCAAAGGGCUGAUGACCAAGCACCCGUCCAAGCGUCUGGGCUGCGGGCAGGAAGGCGAGCGGGACAUCAGGGAGCAUGCCUUCUUCAGACGCAUCGACUGGGAGCGCCUCGCCAACCGUGAGAUCCAGCCCCCCUUCAAACCCAAAGACUGUGGCAAAGCAGCUGAGAACUUUGACAAGUUCUUCACACGCACCCAGCCCCAGCUGACCCCGCCCGACGAGCUGGUGAUCGCCAACAUCGACCAGGCGGACUUCAACGGCUUCUCCUUCAUCAAUCCCCAGUUCACCUACCCUAUUGCCCCAAUCGCCCCUGAGGCCAGUACCACUCAGUGAGGGGGGGAGGCCGCGGUCAACCCCAUCCACCCCCACACAUCCGCCCCUCUACUGCCAACCCCAAGUACCCCUGACCACCACUUGAACCAGGCACAGGCAAGGCCUCAAAUCUUUUAUACAAGAGUCGAGAGAAUCAGAGGAAAUGGUUUUGUUUUGAUGUCUUUGUUAUUAUAGCAAUACUCCAAAUUGGCCGCAUAAAUGAAGUGCAUACUAUAAACGUGUUUUAAGAGUAUUCUAGUAUUUAACUACAAUACCAUGUUGAUUAUUUUAGAGGAUGGAGGAGCGAUCGAGGCUUCCCUGUCCUGCAUAACACAUGAAAUAACUUAGAAUCUCUGAGACUUCAGGGGAUUUCUACGAAGCCAGGUGAGAGAAGAGCGCUGAGAGGAAAGAACAGUUUAACUUGGAUAUGAACAGUAUGGUUAAAACAUAAAACAUGAUAGGAGCUAAUGAAAAUAUGCAUUUUCGGGUAAUGGGUGGCUAAUGCUGUUGACAUAGACUCAUGAACGACUCCAGUAGAUCCUCUGUCCUAAAGCCAAACUGGGACAGGGAACAAGCUCAAGCCAAAUAUGGAGGAGGAGGGGCCAACAUCAAAGUUGCUUAAGAUGUUGCUAACUGUAUCUUGUUUACAAAUGUCUUUCCCUUUUUCUCAUGGUGAUGGCAAAAGUCUAUUUUAGUACAUUCUCUGGACUGUAGCCAGACACGUUCCAGUGCAGAGGAACACCAGACAACUCCAGACCCAGACAGCGUGUAGAUCAUGUAGGUCAGAUGUUCUCAGCAUGAACACCAUACUGGUCUAAUGCAGCAUGUAGAACGUGUAGAGCACAUGUUGCCCCGUUGACAGCAUGCGGCUCACUUUUUUUAAAAUAAGAGCAGAAAAAUUCUUCCUCGCUCCUCUAGACUUUUCUAAAGUGGACCGGGUUCAGUACGGUGGCCAAAGCAGAUGUUCCUUUCUCCAGAUCAUAUAAUGAUCUAUCCUUAGAGCUAAAAGGUUUGCAGUUGGUCAGUUUACAAAAUGUCUGACCCUAUUUGUCUGUCCUGCCUGGAUGUUUCUAUAAGCUUCCUGUGGCCAUAAAUCGUAUUUGUCUGUUUGUUUUAAGCCAUAUUGUUUUUUUGGUAUUAUCAUACUAAACCAUGUGUAUUAUCCAUGUCCUGGUAGCUCAAGCAGACAUGCUGGGUUUUUGAGGUACAGAAUAAAACUACUCCUGUAUGGGAAUGUGCCAGCAUUCCUUCAUCUAUUUCAUCAUUUCUUUAUUUUGUUAAUUCAUAUAUUUUUGUUUCUGUAAUCAUCUUCAAAUUGUAUCCUACCAUGAUUUUGUCCUCAAUUUCUGAUAUCUUAAAUCUCAAUUCUGUUAGAUCAUUUAAAAAUACUCCAACCUUUCUCCAGUCCUUUGUAAAUAUCCUAUAUUCUGUAUAGCAACUUACAUCUUUAAUGCCAACAACUGAAUGAGCUUUUAUUGGAUUAGCUAUGUUUAGCAUAUAUCUAUGUCUAUAAAACAGUUACAAAUAACAGAAGCGUACCAUGGUUAAUCCAGAUUAUAUUGGUCGUCUUCAAAGCAUUCAGAUUCAUCAAAAUGUGAGGAAAUGUUGUUUUGAACUUGUUUCAAUGGAUUGUUGGAUUGUUUAUUUUUCUUGUUCAUAUCAAGUGUAGUGAAAGUGUGAGUGUGGAGGGCUUGGUCUUCACCUGCAUGCUGCCCAGGUGUAGUGAAGGUGGGAGUGUGGUGGGCGUGGUCUCAACCUGCAUGCUGCCCAGGGCUUUACACCCAAGUACUGCAUGCAUAGAGGGUAGAAAUCCUCUGAGAACACGACUUCAAAUGUAUGUGUAUGUAUAUACAAUAUAUGUAUAUGUAUAUAUACAGUACAUGUACAGGUAUAUAUAUAUGUACAUAUAUAGGUAUAGAUAUAUAUAUGUUAUGAAAUUAAACAUCCCUUUAAAAUGUAUGGAUAGUUUCCAUUUUAAUCUACCUUCCUAACAUUUUGUUCGGUUUAAUGUUGAGGCAAAAGUUCUAAUCGAAGAAAGCAUUAUAUAUAUGAAGCUAGAAGUAAUUAUUGUUGUUAUUCUAACAACUAUUCCAAUUAUCUUACUUCAGUUAAUAUCAAAAACACUGAUACAAUUUCUAUAAAUCCCCUCCUUCUCUGAUUAAUCUGUGCCCUGGUUCCUUUUACCUCUCUCUCUCUCUCUCUCUCUCUCUCUCUCUCUCUCUCUCUCUCUCUCUCUCUCUCUCUCUCUCUCUCUCUCUCGCCACUAGCUCUAUCUAAACCACGAUGCCCCCUAGCACUAUCUAGACCAGGUGGGGCCCUAGUUCUAACUAGACCAGGAAGGCCCCUAGCUCUAUCUAGGCCAUGAGGGCCUCUAGCUCUAUCUAGACCUGUGUCUUAUUUUUUAGGUUAUAUAGGUUAUCAGUGUUGUGUUAUUGUCAGAUCUUUACAGUUGUAUCUGUAAUUUUUUCCUGUAAUUGUCUAUAUACUCAUAGAUAUAUCUUGAUUGACCCUUUUAUUUCUUUCUAAAGAAUUUAUUCUAUCCCUGUGUUUCCUAUUGUAAAACCUUCCGUUUGUGCCAAACCAGAAAAUGCCACAACCCGAUCCUAGCAGCGUUGCACUAGCCUUCUGGUCACACUGAUGACUUUCUGUGAUAGCAUCCAUCCGUCGUAGCCUCUCCCAGCCAGUUAGCCCAUUUGAAGCUUCACUUGCUCAGCCCUCUCAACCUCCUACCCUUGCAUGUAGCCAUAGCUGCAUCAGUGCAAAAGGAUGUCAGUCAUUGCCAUGUCAUGUAGCUCGUGGAUGCAUAACACAUGGGCUUCCUUCAUCGGUCUGUGUCAUGUGUGGGCCUGACGCCUAGAUGGCUGGCCUGUGGACCCCUGGAGCUCCGCAGCCUGCCGCUGUGAGCUGUAGUGAGAAUGUAUUGUGGGCGGAUUCCCAAAAACCUGCCCUCUGGUUUGAAGCAAGUUUCAUCGCUGCAUGUGUUGGUUUGAAGGCCCAAAAUAUACGUUUCAAUUAUCGUAAAUACUAACCUUUUAAUAAACAAAUACAUAUUUUAAAAACAA
Gadus morhua (Atlantic cod) is the source of this 5303-nucleotide messenger RNA. It is a transcript of the gene prkcaa, whose product is annotated as protein kinase C, alpha, a. The transcript has 18 exons. Gene Ontology annotation, biological process: protein phosphorylation. Lineage: Eukaryota; Metazoa; Chordata; Actinopteri; Gadiformes; Gadidae. Gene Ontology annotation, molecular function: zinc ion binding; diacylglycerol-dependent serine/threonine kinase activity; ATP binding. The record is from RefSeq and is a predicted model, not a curated record. Bases 199 to 2262 code for a protein of 687 amino acids.